Molecule: messenger RNA, 2965 nt
Organism: Mycotypha africana
Lineage: Eukaryota; Fungi; Mucoromycota; Mucoromycetes; Mucorales; Mycotyphaceae
Exons: 9
Coding region: 248-2695 (815 amino acids)
Biological process (GO): phosphorelay signal transduction system
Molecular function (GO): 3',5'-cyclic-nucleotide phosphodiesterase activity
Source: RefSeq, a predicted model, not a curated record
CGUUUUCCCUUUUUUCCCCUUCUGCUCGCUUUUCUCGACUUUAGGACAAAUAGUAAAUCUUUUUUAUAAUAAUUUAUUACCUUAUAUACAGGAUUUUAAGGGUCUCUUUUUCUUUUCGUCCUCAAUUCCUCAUUCUCCACUCCAAAACUCCCCUUUUUGGAUACUCUCUGCAUCUUCUUCACGCACCCUUCUUUUUUGUCAUUUGCUAACCUCUGCUCCUUAUAAAAAGUAUUCGAGCGACUUUUCUAUGGACGCAACACUUUGCACUGUCAUCUUACUGUAUCAACGAGAUAGACCGUAUGUUAUUGCUGAUAAUGAUCAAGGAGAUGAGGACACUUAUCACGAGCUGCUGCAAUCCACCUUUGGCAAAGUCUAUGUUCAACAGAACCAUUUUGAAGUGAUUCAAAGAAUCAAACAAAGUGAUAAGCCUCAAUCUACUUUGUUAUUGGUUGAUCUCGAUGCUAUUUCUUCUCGAGAGCAGGAGACGCAGCAUAGUAAAAGAUCAAGAACGCUCAGUCUAUUAACACCACUUCAUCAUCACGCUGUCCAGUUUGUAAAAGAGACUGUGCGUGCCAUAACAUCCUCAUCGUUACCCAACAGCAUACCACCUAUCGUAGUUUGUUCUAGACAUGAUUCGCCAACUUUAAUGUUGGAUUGUAUCAAUGCUGGUGCGACAGAUUACAUAUUAAAGCCUUUAUAUCCAAAUGUCAUAAAAACUUUAUUCUUGAAACUACACCGACAUCUGUCCGAUAAGAACAGUAGUAAAACCUUUGAAAUGCCUACACCUUUACCUACACCACCGCCUGUUCUAUUGCCACAGCAACAAUCAUUACCGACCUCACCGACUCUUGCCUGUCGUAGCUUAUGCGAUCGUAUCAACGAGCUAAAAUCGAAAGAAACAUAUUUAUCACAGAUUCUGAUGGAUAAUUUCGUGCCAAAAACCAAACCCAAGACUUUACCAAAUUUGAACAAUAGUGAUCAUACCAUAUCAAACCAACGAUUGAAAGAACUUGAAGCAAACGUGCAUCGUUGGGAAUUCGAUCCCUUUACAUUAAGCCAGCAAGAGUUACUACAUUGCGUUUUUCUCAUCUUUGAUCAAGUUCUUACGUUACCCGCACUGGCCCAUUUGUCUUUUGACAGAGACCAGUUUCACGAAUUCAUCAGAGAGUUAGCUAGUGUUUAUCAUGCCGAAAAUCCUUAUCACAACUUUGCACACGCUGUUGAUGUUUUACAAUGUCUAUUUUACAUGCUUUGUCAAUUAAACAUACUACCCUUCCAUACCACCACUACCACCACCACGCCCAAGUUACCAGAACAACCACCAUUGUCUAUAAAACAGCCGCGAGAUUUGUUACGUCCUCAAGAUGUAUUUGCACUCUUGAUUGCAGCUAUUGGACAUGAUGCUGGACAUCCUGGUGUAAACAAUAUGUUCUUGGUAAAUUCGACAAAUCCAUUAGCUACCUUGUACAAUGAUCGCUCUGUCUUGGAAAGUCUGCAUUCCAUGACUUUGUUUCAGUUGCUCUACAAGCAUCAAAUUAUACAACAUGUAGGUGAUAUCAAAUCAAGCAGUUAUAAAGAGUUUAGAAAGAUUGUUGUUUCUAGCAUAUUAGCUACCGACAUGUCUCUUCAUUUGGAUUAUGUUUCUCAAAUCAAAGAACAAGCACAUCGUUUUCAAACCAACCAACUUUUGAAAGACGAGGAGCAAGAGCGUGUUUUGCUUUGCACCGCUCUCAUCAAAUGCGCGGAUAUCAGCAAUGUAGCGAGACCUUUUGCCCUCGGUCGCCAAUGGGCAACGCUUCUUGUGGAAGAGUUUGUAGGCCAAGGUGACCUGGAAAAGGAGCUCGACUUGCCUGUACUGCCUAUGAACGAUCGUGACAGAGUCAUUUUGGAGGAUUCUCAAAUUGGUUUCAUUCGAUUUGUUGCGUUGGGCCUCUUUGAGACCUUUCAACAGAUCUGUGGUGACGCCUUUUCGUUCACGACAGAGCAAAUGAAAGCCAAUCUACAGCGAUGGGAGGAUUACAAACGUCAGGGUCAUGAAACAAAAACAAUAGCCUCCCAUGCUGUUGUGCAGCAUGAUUCUGGCGUAUCCAACAUCUCUCAAGAGGAUGACGAUGAAAUGUCGCAAGGAGCGUCUGUAAAAGACCUUCAGGGGACAAGGAUACAACCCCAAGAAGCGCUUACACAAAGGAACGAUAGACGUCAGGAGAAUGAAGAAGACGAUAACGACGAUAACGACGACGACGAAGACGACGACGACGACGAUGAUACAUUUAUAAGUACAAGUACGACUCAAAUGAUCACAGCAGAGACAGGAUUCAAGAGACCCACUGAAGAUUUAGAAAAGGCGAAUGUGAAAAGACCCUCCAUAGAAAAGCAUCGCACUACAAAGCAUGCAGCCUCACCCUCCUUAUCACCACUACCACCGCUACCAUACGACCUACAGCCAUCCUUUUCACCGUUUCUACAAGAUGUCGAAUAUAACGAACACGAUCGAAUGCUGGAAAUGCAGCCGAAAGAGGAUUGUCUCUACUCAUCCACUUUACCAGCGUCGUCUCCAUCCUCCAUCCAAUGGAACAAGGAUGCUGCUUGUUCGUAUUUGUCUGAACCGUCGUCACAAGAACAACGCCAAGACAAACAACAACGACAACGAGCACACUCUAAAAUCGCGGCUUAUUGUCAAUGUUGUGUUCAAUGAAUCCAUCUGAUAGAAACACCCCCCCCCCUCGCUACCCUUCCUUUUGAUGUAUUUAUUUCUAUCUCAUUUCUAGACAUCCCACUUAUUUAUAAUUUUCUUUUCUUCCAAACCAACAUGUUGAUCUUUCUUUUCACUUGUACAGCCUUUCCUCCACGUUUGAUGGUUUAUCAAAUUAUUAUUGUUAUAGUUCAAACAUGCUUCAUGUAAUAUAUACAUUUUUCAUGUAUAAUCCAAUAGAGAAAAUGAAGUUUUUUUUACUUUUGAUGCAAG